Messenger RNA from Mercurialis annua (annual mercury), 815 nucleotides. RefSeq lists its product as uncharacterized. The record is from RefSeq and is a predicted model, not a curated record. Lineage: Eukaryota; Viridiplantae; Streptophyta; Magnoliopsida; Malpighiales; Euphorbiaceae. The coding region runs from base 95 to 652 and encodes 185 amino acids. The transcript is spliced from 3 exons.
CAAGCCUCAAAAUCUGAAGUAGUGUUUAGUUCUAGAAAUUGCAAACUAAGGAGAAACCUUAACAAACACUUAAAAACAGAAAAUCAAGAAGAAGAUGUCUAUAGCAAUUGCUUCAUCUCAACAAAGCUUCUUCACCAACUCACUCACUCCACUCAUCCAUAACCAUAAGCCCAACUCGAAGCUUAUUACAGUCUCCUCAACUGCUAUCUCAUGCAACCACUCACCCAAUGAUUCUGGCAGGGUUAAAAAAGAGAACAAAUUGGCAAAAUUGGCAAUGGUGGCACUAGCAGCUGGAGUUGUGACACUUGGUUCAGUGGGUGAUGCAUCAGCAGGCAAGUCUGGGGGUAGAGUUGGUGGUCAAGCUUUUAGGUCAUCAGCUCCUAGGUCAUCCCCUAGGAUUAAUAAUAACUCAAGGACGAACAUAUACAUCAACCCACGAACAGCGCCACCAUUAGUUGGUGGAUAUGGGUAUGGUUACGGUUCGCCAUUCUACGGUGGUUGGGGUUGGUCACCGUUUUCUUUCUUUGCACCGGGUCCUGGUGUUGUUGUUGGUGCGGGAGGUGGAUUCGACACCUUGGUCCUAUUCAUGUUUCUCGGGGCUGCAGCCGCGGUGGUCAGAAGAUUCUUUGGAUCAAGAGAUGAAGAUGAGUAGAUAAAUGUAACUUAAAAUAGAGAUGUAAACUAUUUUUGAGGCAGCACAAUACGUUUAAAGAUGGCUGUUAGUGUAAUUCAGAAAUGUAAUGUAACAUACUCACAUACAUUGUAAUGUAAUUAUGUUAUUAUGUCAAAUAAUCAAUUAAAUCAAAAGUUCAAUC